AUGAGGCCUAUGCUCCUUCUGAUCGGGCUCGCCUUCAGCCUCGGCGCUGUGGCGGCCCAUCCAGUCCCAUCUUCAGCUCCUGCGACGGUGAGGAAGAUGACAGCCUGAGCGUUGCAUCCUCACUUGUCUCUGAGCUGCCAUGAAGACCCUUUGCGCCCUCGUCAGACGGAUUCGCAUGCCUCGAAGCGCUGACAAGAGACGACCGUACAGCUCGACCAGCGCGAGCCCGAGAAAAAGAAGAAGAAGAAGAAGAAGAAAAAGUGUCCUUCUUGGCCGAAGGAAUACGGUCUCGGUCCGGCGCCGCUCUUCGAGGACUGUAUCUAGGUGUGGUCGGCAUCGUAGCAGCCUAGCGCAAGUGUUACGCCAGAUUCGUGCUCACUCGUGGUUUCUGCAGCUCUCGUGCUUCCAAUGAGCAUGAAGCUAAGACGCUGUAAGAGUUCCGCACAUCCAGGCACACUGCAGUGUCGCUCGUGAACCAUGCAAUUCUGAGUCAAAGCCCGCCGACCCGGAUGAGGCGCUUGAAAUCACACCCGAGUGAUUCCUCUGGGAGACUUGCUUGAACGAUUCUACCCCGUCCGAAAGCUUUUGCAAGGCUUGACACCUGUGAGACGGAGAAUUGGUGGGCGAAAGGACAACAGAAAUACCUCGUGCCUCUUUCCCUUCCCUUGCCAAUGGUAGGAUAUUGCUGCUGUCUGAAUUUGCGUUUGCGAGUGAUCUCCAUCGCGCAUCAGCCACCGGACCUGGCGAGCGCGGCGAGAGCGCCAUGGCCCUAGAUAGCAAGAGAAACGAAGGCAGCAGCGCGCUUUCUUUGAGGGCAGUACUUGUCCUUUGAUUCAGCUGUCGCCUCUGUAUUCCCUACUGCCAAGAUGCUGCCUACCAAGCCUCGAAACGAUGACAAUCCUCCAUAUACCUGACAACCACGGCACGGCGGCAGUGUACCCGGACGAGAGCUGGGAGUGACGCCGCCGAGUGCAGCCUUCUGGUAUGCUUAUGAGUAGACGUGUAGCAACGACAUUGACGCGAAUUUAGCACCGAUCGCCAUAGCGCUGGGUGCAGACGGAGCGUGCCUAGGGCAGGUCAUCAAGCCACGAAUCACAAGGGACGUCGCAUUUCUGUCUUCGUCCCAGAGCUUGCGCUUGCAGAUGUAUAUGCAGCGGUUCUCCGAAGUAGCUUCUCGUCAUUCCCGUGCACCGCUAUGAAGGGAGCAAGGUGGCGAUGGAGAUCGCUCUCCCAAUUUGCCCAGCCCAAAAACGCGCCACCUGAUCGUAGGACCUUCAAUCCGUCAUGACGAGACAUCGCGUUCCUGCAGGCAUACGUGGCCAGCUCAUCGAGUGCCAAAGAGAGUUGCGUUCGCGUCGGCUUUGCCGUCGUGCGAGCGCGUCCAAGGAGACAGGACACCUUUUCGCUCCUCAAUCUUGGCGCCGCUACUCGUGUAUCACCAUUGCCCGGCCCUUCCUCCCUCUCCAAGGGGUAAAUCAAACUCGAGAUUUCCGAGCUAGUCAGGGUCAGCCCAGAGCCUGGUCUAAGCCCAACCUUCAAGGUUCGUUCCGCAAAUUCCGCAUGGGAAGAGAAUGUUCCGGGUAGCUCUAAGUGGCCAGAGCAAGGGAAUGUUCCGAGGACGUCCAAGUAUGCAGAGCCAUGACACCUGGCACGAGGUAGAUGCCAGCCACGCAGCGUUACUGCCUUGGCGACUGCAGCGACAUAAAUCGCCUCAGAGCUUCUUCACGACCUCGCCCCUCCAUCAACAUCGCAGCCAGCCUCUCCUCCGUCAUUCAAGCACGCCUUGCUUCACCACCCGAGCCUACGUUGCCGGCGUCACCUUCAUCAAGAGCGCGCAGAAACAUUCUUCGUCGUAAGGCAAGCAAAACAAGUGAGCAAGUAUAGGCGCGCAUCAGCGGUGCUGAUCGCUGAGCCUCUCCUCUUCCGCUGGAUCGCAGGGACGGAAUCUGAUCGAGAUCAGCAUGAAGCUCAUCAUCGUACUGCUUGCCCUGUUCCUGAGCUUCGGCACCAUGGCCGCCCUCGCGAGGUCGCUCCCUACAGAGGAGCCAAAGAAUGUCGGUAUCAGUCUUGUCAUCUCUACGCUACAAGGUCGCUUACCCCCUUGGCUGCGCCGUAUGACGAACAUGCCCGUGCAAACGCAGAUGCAGAUGAACAGGCGCGAGAGAAAAUCUGGCGAGAAGAUUUGCAAGGCAGCAAUCAAGAGCAAGAAAGAAGAGUGCGAAUCAAUGUCUGCAGGCAAGGAGAAGAAGAGGUGCAAGGCAGAGGUCGUCGAUCUAAAGGAACACUGCAAGUUCGGGGCAGAAGAACCCAAGAAGCAAAAAUGCAAGCCCUUGCCUGUCGGACUCGGGGGACUGGGCCCUCAGGUGCAGGAGAAUGGGUGCCCCUGA
Messenger RNA from Ceraceosorus bombacis, 2387 nucleotides. The record is from the annotation of a GenBank genome assembly. Lineage: Eukaryota; Fungi; Basidiomycota; Exobasidiomycetes; Ceraceosorales; Ceraceosoraceae.